AUCUGUGUUUCUUACAUCACUACUAGAAUCACGUUGUCGAAUGUGGGUUUGAAAAGAAAAACGCUCCUACAAUUUAUUUUUAGGAUAUUUCGUGCUUUUAUUGUGACAAAAUUACGUUUUGAGUGGGUGUCAACAUUGUCAACACGAAUAACAUAGCAACAUGUCGUGGUUAUUGGGUAGAAAUCGUCAGCAGCCAACGGAGCUUGCCGGUGGAGCAGAUGGAGCUGAUAAUCCAGAGGGCAAAACUGCCGGCGAGCGUGGUGGCGACACGCAGCUUACAAGGGCCGAGCGCAAGGCCAUGGAGGCGUAUCGGUUUGAUUCCUCAGCGCUGGAGCGUGCCGCGGACGCUGCCAAAACAUUGGAACGUUCAAAACAUGCGCGGGAAGCAUUGGAGUUGUCCAAGAUGCAGGAGAGUACACGACAGCAAGAAUAUAACACCAAAGUGAAAGAAUAUGAGGCGCACAUAGAGCAGGCCAAGGUGGAACAGAAGCGUAUCGAUCACGAGGAGCGACGCAAGACGCUUAUUGAGGAGACCAAACAACAGCAGCAGCGUGCACAAUAUCAAGAUCAAUUAUCGCGCAAGCGAUACGAAGAUCAACUGGUGCAGCAACAGCGCGUCCAGGAGGAGAAUCUGCGCAAACAGGAGGAGAGCGUGCAGCGCCAGGAGGCAAUGCGGCGUCAAACUAUUGAGCAUGAGAUUGAAAUGAAGGAGAAGAAUCGUCUCAAGCUGCUGGAGCAUGAGCUGCGUGCCAAGGCACGUGUGGAUCGCGAGAAUCGCGAUAUCAAUCUGGAGAAGAUUCGUCUGAAAGCACAAGAGCAUCGUACAACAGUACUGGAGGGUAUACGCACUGCUGGCUCAGUGAUUGGUGCCGGCGCCGAGGCCAUGUUGACCGACUGGGAUAAGGUACUGACUGCUGCCGGUGGAUUGUCGCUGCUAGCAUUGGGUGUGUACAGUGCAAAGGGCGCAACUGGCGUUGUUUCGCGCUACGUUGAGGCACGCAUUGGCAAACCAACGCUUGUGGGUGAAACUUCGCGUUUUGCGUUCCUCGACGCACUUAAGCAUCCACUUAACUAUAUUAAGCGCUUGCGCGCCAAGCCCGCUGAUGCCCUACAGGGCGUUGUAUUGAAUCCCAAACUGGAAGAACGAUUGCGCGACAUUGCGAUUGCCACAAAAAACACGCGCAUCAAUCGUGGCCUCUAUCGUAACGUUCUGAUGCAUGGGCCGCCUGGUACGGGCAAGACGAUGUUUGCCAAAAAGCUAGCCGAGCAUUCUGGCAUGGAUUUCGCUAUUAUGACCGGAGGUGAUGUGGCGCCCAUGGGUAAGGAGGGUGUCACAGCCAUACACAAGGUAUUCGACUGGUCGCAGACCUCAAGGCGUGGCCUUUUGCUCUUUGUUGACGAAGCGGAUGCUUUUCUGCGCAAACGUUCGUCGGAAAAGAUUUCGGAGGAUUUGCGUGCAGCGCUGAAUGCAUUUUUGUAUAGAACUUCCGAACAGAAUCCCAAGUUUAUGCUUGUGCUUGCAUCAAAUACGCCGGAACAAUUCGAUUAUGCAAUCAACGACCGUCUCGACGAGAUGGUUGAAUUUACAUUGCCCGGUCUUGAGGAGCGAGAGCGUCUACUCCGCCUCUACUUCGACAAAUAUGUACUACAGCCAGCUGCAGCAGGCGCCAAACGUUUUAAACUGGACACAUUUGACUACGGAAAGACGUGCGUUAAAAUGGCGGCGUUAUGCGAGGGUAUGUCGGGUCGUGAAAUAUCCAAGCUGGGCGUCGCCUGGCAAGCUGCUGUGUACGCCUCGGAGGACGGUUUGCUUACAGAAAAAAUGGUGCUGGAUAGAUGCACUGAUGCUGUUCAGCAGCACAAACAAAAGAUGGCCUGGUUAUCAGAGCAGGAGCGUGCCGACCACAAAUCCAUAACAGGAACUUCGGGAGCCGCUAAACCACCGCUAACACUCACUGCCAAUAAACUGUGAGUUGGAACUGCUGGAUCUAUCUGUUGACUAGCAUUCAAAAUUUGUUUAGUUUUAAAAAUGGACUAUGAAUAAGUGUAAAACGCGAAACGUUUUUUCUGGUCAUUGGACCCUUUAGUAUGUAUAUACAUUGCACUGCAUGUGUGUAAACAUGCAUUUACUAUUGUACAAAAACAUUGAGUCUUGCUGGGAUUAGACAUACAAUUAAGUUUUA
This is a messenger RNA of Drosophila virilis, 2183 nucleotides long. It is a transcript of the gene bor, whose product is annotated as ATPase family AAA domain containing bor. Gene Ontology annotation, cellular component: mitochondrion. Gene Ontology annotation, biological process: mitochondrion organization. The record is from RefSeq and is a predicted model, not a curated record. NCBI's taxonomy places the organism in Eukaryota, Metazoa, Arthropoda, Insecta, Diptera, Drosophilidae. Gene Ontology annotation, molecular function: zinc ion binding; ATP binding; ATP hydrolysis activity.